AUGAAGUCCAGCGAAAAGAUGGACUGUGGUUGCAGCGCUCUCUUUGAGGACCCGGAUUUCCCUUCGGAUGACUCAUCCCUUUUCCUUGAUGGAUCCACACCCAUCUCCAGACUGCAGGACCAAAUCACUUGGUUACGACCACAGGAGAUCUGCCAGACACCAGUUUUCUUCUCUGACAACAUCAACUUGAGUCAUGCCAAACAAGGAUUGCUGGGAGACUGUUGGUUUCUGUGUGCCUGCGCUGUCCUCCUCAAGAACAAGCACCUCAUGGACAAGGUCUUUCCUCCUGACCAACCCUUGUGGGGUGACAGCAAGUACAGAGGCUCCUUUCACUUUCACUUUUGGGUGAAGGGACACUGGAUAGAGGUGAUCAUUGAUGACAGGCUGCCUUGUGUUGAUUCGGCUCUCUGCUUCUCACACUGCCAUGCACCCUCUGCCUUCUGGGUGGCUCUUCUAGAGAAGGCAUAUGCCAAACUUCACGGUUCAUACGAGCAGCUGUGGGCCGGGCAGGUGUCCGAGGCCUUGGUAGACCUGACUGGGGGUCUUGCAGAAUCCUGGAGCUUGUCCGACUUCGGUUCCGAGGACAAACUGGACACACCAGAGGAGAACUAUAAGCAGAGGAGGAGGAAAAGGCUAGAUCUGGACACGAUAUAUCCAUUAAGAACCACUUGUGCACUCAGUUGCUCCACUCAAAGCAUCCCGGGUGGAGGAAGCGAGCCUGAUCAACACCAUUCCAUGACUGUGAUGGAGUGGCUAGAAGUGAAGACAGUGGGAGGAAGUAGAGUACGACUGUUCAGGAUCAGAAACCCAUGGGGGAGGUGCUGCUGGGGUGGAACCUGGACAGAAGGUGGCGCAGGAUGGCGUUCACUCGAUCCGGCCGAUGCUUCGGAUCUCCAAGCCAGGGCGGCGCAGGGUGACUUCUGGUUGGAUGAGACUGAAUUCCUGUCCCGGUUUGAUGAUGUCACACUAAGCUACCCAAUCAAUGAGGAGGGGCAUCUACAAAGUAUCUACACUGGAAACCUGCUACCUCAUUGCUGUCAUAUCGCCGGACGCUGGGUCAAAGGCCUCUCCUCCGGUGGAAGUCGAAACAGCACUAGCUACAGCAGCAACCCGAAGCUCUGGCUCAAGAUGUCUGAGAAAGGCGAGGUCCUCGUAUCGCUCCUGCAGCACAGGAAGUGGCGACCGUAUUCGGACGGGCCCCUCAAGGACGACACGAGGCACCAGCGCCACCAGGCCAUUGGGUUACACAUGUGGAAGGUUGAGAAAAAACGUUUUAAUCUGAGCCGAACUUUGAACAAACCGCCAUGUGCUUCUACUCACUGCCACGCACACCAGAGGGAGGUGGUGCUCCAUGGACAGCUGGAACCGGGACACUACCUCAUGCUCCCCAGUAUCUACCAGCCAGGAGCAGAGGCCCGCUUCCUCAUCAGGGUCUUCUCCUCCUCUUCUUCGUCCCUCAGUGCCCUGAGAAGCCCAGCACCCCUCCUGCCUUUAAAUCCAGACGGAGAGUGGGAGACAAGUCACCUCCGGGGCUCGUGGGUCGAAAGAAGCUCCGCCGGAGGAAGCAGGAACUUCCCCUCGCACGGGCAGAACCCUUGCUUUCGUUUUACGGUUUGUGACGAGCCAGUUAAGCCAAGUCUCAACGUCAAGGUUACCCUGCGACAGAGCCGAACCGACAGCGAUCUGUUCCCCAUUGGCUUUCAUAUAUACAAGAUACCAGCCGGGGAGCAAAAUCAUUCCGUCCCCAGUGAGGACCCCGUUGCCAGUUGCGUUCCCCACUGCUAUACUCAGGAUGUCAGCUUGUCCUGCUCCCUACCUCUCGGAGCUUACCUCGUCGUACCGUCCACAUACCAGCCUGACUGUGCCGGCGACUUCACCAUCAGCCUUUCCCGGAGAAUAAACAGGAUAGUUGUGAAAAGCCAAGAGAAGCUGGGAAGAGUCAUUCAAGAGGUGUCUCACAUCUCUCUGAUGCAAAGCUAA
This is a messenger RNA of Nerophis lumbriciformis (worm pipefish), 1980 nucleotides long. Lineage: Eukaryota; Metazoa; Chordata; Actinopteri; Syngnathiformes; Syngnathidae. The record is from RefSeq and is a predicted model, not a curated record.